AUGAUGGACGAUCUCACCGAAGCGAGCAGCGACUACGCAGCCAACUCGUGGGUCACCUGGUUCCUCUCGACAAAGGGCAACGAGUACUUUUGCGAGGUCGACGAAGACUACAUCCUCGACCGCUUCAACCUCACAGGUCUCAAUGCUGAAGUGCAGCACUACCCACAUGCGCUUGAUCUCAUCACCGACUCGCUGGAAGGCGAUCUCUCGGAAUCGAUUCGCGACUCGGUCGAAGCGCAGGCAAAGCUGCUCUACGGCCUCGUACAUGCACGCUACAUCAUCACCACUCGCGGCUUGGCCAAGAUGCUCGAAAAGUACAAGCGCGCCGACUUUGGCCGUUGCCCUCGCGUGCUCUGCUAUCAACAACCUUUGCUUCCCGUCGGUCUCAGCGACAAUCCUUUCCAAAAGGCCGUCAAGCUCUUCUGUCCACGAUGCGAGGACAUCUACUCGCCCAAGAGUAGCCGUCACGGUACCAUUGACGGCGCCUUUUUCGGCAGCACCUUCCCGCACAUGCUCUUCAUGGUCUAUCCCAACGUCUUGCCUUCCAAAUCGCCCACCGCGCAAUCGCCCUUUUUGCUCACUUCCUCCUUACACCACCGACUCGAUGCACGCUCGCACGCCGAACACGCAGAUGUUGACGACUCGAUCAUGUCCGUCCCAAGCGGUGCAGGCGGUACAGGCGGUGUAGCCAACGGCUCAUCGCUUUCCGGAGUUGCCUCGUCGUCGUCGGCAGUGGCCGGUGCAAGCGCCAGUGCCGCCGCUGGCGCUCCCGGAUCCAAUGCUGCACCCGCCAAUUCAACAGCCGCUGCUGCCGCCAAGGUGGAACGCUACCGACCGCGCAUCUUUGGCUUCCCCGUGCACGAGACGAGCAAACUGCAGAAAUGGCAGGACAAGAUGCGCGACCAGCAAAUCGAGCGUCUAGAAAAAGUGGAAGCUGCCGGUGGCAUUGCUACACCCGGUGCAGCUGCCUUUUUCAGGAGAGCAGCGCCAGUGCCGACAACAGCUUCGGCAGAGCCAACAUCGGCGCCAGCGCCAGCACCAGCAGCAGCACCAGCCCCACCAACAUCAGCACUAGCUCCAGCACCCGUGGUACCAACAUCAACAUCCACAGCAUCAUCACCUCAGACAGCAGCGUCCAAGUCCAUGUCGGCAUCGGCAGUCACCACCAGCACUCCAUUGCAAUCUGUUCCCACCAGUGCACGGUCUUGA
Mycosarcoma maydis (corn smut) is the source of this 1209-nucleotide messenger RNA. RefSeq lists its product as uncharacterized. The coding region runs from base 1 to 1209 and encodes 402 amino acids. Gene Ontology annotation, cellular component: cytoplasm; protein kinase CK2 complex. Gene Ontology annotation, molecular function: protein kinase regulator activity. NCBI's taxonomy places the organism in Eukaryota, Fungi, Basidiomycota, Ustilaginomycetes, Ustilaginales. The transcript has a single exon. The record is from RefSeq and is a predicted model, not a curated record.